ACUGUUCAGCAUAUUUUAUGCUUCUAACGAGAACUCUUAAAUGAAUGUUUUAUUACUGAAUGUAACAUUGUGUAAUGCUUAGUAUUUAAUAACAUUUUUGAAUUGCAUCCCCACUGAGUAACACAAUUAGUUUGGAUUAUUUUCUUUCUGUUAAUUAUUCUCCUCUUGUCCAAACUCACAGAUAAUCAUCCAAAUUACACACUAUUAUAAAGAUGUCGUUUAUUAAAGAGGAGAGUGAAGACAUUAUGAUUGCAGAAGUGUUCAGCAUCAAACAUGAAGAUACUGAGGAACAAACAGACCUGAAGGUGCUAAAAGAGGAGGCUCAAGAACUGAAUCAAAAUGAAAAUAAGUACCUGCUUGAGAAUAGUUGUGAUUUCAUAAUGGAAGAAAAAUAUCUUAGCUGCUCACAGACUGAAGAGGUUUCCACACGAAUAAGAGCUCCGAAGACAGGAACUAGAGUUUUCUGCUGCAAACACUGUGGAAAAAGUUUUAGCCAAUAUGAAACCCUUAAAAGACACAUGAAAAUUCACACUGAAGAGAAACCUUUUAUCUGCAAACAGUGUGGAAAGAUUUUUUCUCUUAAAGGAAACCUUAAAAAGCACAUACAAAUUCACACUGGAGAGAAGCCUUUCGCCUGCAAACAGUGUAAGAAGACCUUCACUGAAAAAAGAAACCUUGAGCGCCACAUGAGAAUUCAUACUGGAGAGAAGAGUUUCACUUGCCAACAGUGUGGAACGAGUUUCACUGAAAAAGGAAACCUUGAGCGUCACAUGAGGAUUCACACUGGAGAGAAGCCUUUCACUUGCCAAAAGUGUGGGACGAGUUUCACUGAAAAAGGAAACCUUGAGCGUCACAUGAGGAUUCACACAAGAGAGAAGCCUUUCACUUGCCAAAAGUGUGGGAAGUGUUUCACACAAAAAGGAAAUCUUGAAAGUCACAUGAGAAUACAUACUGGAGAGAAGCCAUAUACAUGCACUCAGUGUGGAAAGAGCUUCACUGCAAAAAGAAACGUAAAACUCCACAUGAGCAUUCACACUGGAGAGAAGCCUUUCACCUGCCAACAGUGUGGGAAGAGUUUCACACAAAAACAGCAUUUUAAAGUCCACAUGAGAAAUCAUACGGGAGAGAAAGCUUUUACUUGCCAACAGUGUGGAAAAAGCUUCACUGAAAAUGCAUACCUUAAAGUCCACAUGAUAGUUCACUCUGGAGAGAAGCCAUUCACCUGCCAACAGUGUGGAAAGAGCUUCUCUCAAAGAGGACAUCUUAAAAUCCACAUUAGAAGUCACACUGGAGAGAAGCCUUUCACCUGUCAUCAGUGUGGAAAGAGCUUCACAACAGCAGUGAACCUAAAAUAUCACAUGAGAAUUCACACCGGAGAGAAGUUGUUCAGUUGUGAUCAGUGUGGAAAGAGUUUCAAACAAAAAAAAUCCCUUAACUGUCACCUGAGUUCACCCAAGGAGUGUGGAAAAAGUGUCAGUCUAAACCAGGGGUCAGAAAUCUUUAUUUCAUGAAGUGCCAUUUUUAAGUUUCCUAGUUAAUCCCUGUGCCACAUCACAGUCAUUUAAAUGUGUGGAAUGUGAACAAGGACUCUUGUCUGCAUUGAUAGUCUAGGGCAGGGUUCUCCAAACUCAGCCCUGGAGGGCCACUUUCCUUCAGAGUUUAGCU
Carassius carassius (crucian carp) is the source of this 1665-nucleotide messenger RNA. Its product is annotated as gastrula zinc finger protein XlCGF57.1-like. Gene Ontology annotation, molecular function: RNA polymerase II cis-regulatory region sequence-specific DNA binding; DNA-binding transcription factor activity, RNA polymerase II-specific. Lineage: Eukaryota; Metazoa; Chordata; Actinopteri; Cypriniformes; Cyprinidae. Gene Ontology annotation, biological process: regulation of transcription by RNA polymerase II. The transcript is spliced from 2 exons. The record is from RefSeq and is a predicted model, not a curated record. Bases 213 to 1511 code for a protein of 432 amino acids. Gene Ontology annotation, cellular component: PcG protein complex; transcription regulator complex.